CUUUACUUCUCUUUCUUUCCUUUACUAUACAUAACAAUGGCUGGACCACAAUUGGAAAUCGUCAAGUUCGGUGUAUAUGUCUUUUUUCCUGUAGGUGUCAUGUUAUACUUUGGUGGACCUCAAUUCUAUGAUAAUUAUGUUAAAGGCAUCAAGUUCUGGCCUGAUUACAAUACUACUUAUCAACCACCUACAACUUCCAAAGAAGUCCGAGAAGCUCUUGAAAAAAUGAAAUCAGAUCGGGAAGAGAAAUGGAUCAAGGCAUUACAAGCAAAACAAGCUAAUCAAACUCAAAAUGAACAAUGAUAUUAUGGAGGAUGGGUCUUUCGAGUGAAAACAGUGUACAAUAGUAUAAGUGUGGUUCGUAGUACUUUUUUUUUUCUUUGAUGAUAGUUUCUGUUGAUUAUAGACGUAUAUUUGAAUAAAACUCUAGUGUUUCCCAGA
This is a messenger RNA of Halteromyces radiatus, 441 nucleotides long. RefSeq lists its product as uncharacterized. The record is from RefSeq and is a predicted model, not a curated record. The coding region runs from base 37 to 303 and encodes 88 amino acids. The transcript has 3 exons. Gene Ontology annotation, biological process: mitochondrial respiratory chain complex IV assembly. Lineage: Eukaryota; Fungi; Mucoromycota; Mucoromycetes; Mucorales; Cunninghamellaceae. Gene Ontology annotation, cellular component: mitochondrion; mitochondrial inner membrane.